AUGGCGAGAACAAGUAGGGGCAGGCAAAGGGUUGAGAUGGCAAAGAUAGAGAACAAGAGCCAUCUUGAAGUCACGUUCUCUAAGCGCCGCGCCGGACUUUUCAAGAAGGCCAGUGAGCUUUCCACCUAUUGCGGCGCUGAUGUUGGUAUUAUUGCUUUCUCGCCGUCGGAGAAGGUUUUCUCGUUCGGCCACCCCAGUGUGGAAGCGGUGGUGGAGAGGGUUCUCGGCGAGAACAACCCUGCGCCGCCGGUUAACGAGACCGGCGGCAGGGUGUUGGCGGCGACGGAGCAGUUUAUUAAGGAUCACCGGAAUGCAAGGGUCCAGGAGCUCAACAUGGAGCUGACGCGGCUGGAAGCCAUAUUUGAGCUUGAGAAGAAGAGGGGCAAGGCCAUUGAUGGAGUUGUGGAGGCGAAUCGUGAAGCUCAUGGAUGGCUGAGAGAUUCUUACGAUGAUCUUAGCUUCCAGCAGCUUGUAACUCUGAAAUCUGGGUUGGAAAAUCUAAUGAAAGAAAUUCACCAGAAAGCUCAUCAUCAGCUUAUGGCGGUGUACGGAAAUGGCACGCCAUUUAACACAUAUGCAAGUGGCUUCUUACGUAAUCGCACAUUCCCUUGUCUUAUUACUAUUGUUGGGCUUUGGAUGUUUUAA
Ipomoea nil (Japanese morning glory) is the source of this 645-nucleotide messenger RNA. RefSeq names its product agamous-like MADS-box protein AGL62. Lineage: Eukaryota; Viridiplantae; Streptophyta; Magnoliopsida; Solanales; Convolvulaceae. The record is from RefSeq and is a predicted model, not a curated record. The transcript is spliced from 2 exons. The coding region runs from base 1 to 645 and encodes 214 amino acids. Gene Ontology annotation, biological process: positive regulation of transcription by RNA polymerase II. Gene Ontology annotation, molecular function: DNA-binding transcription factor activity, RNA polymerase II-specific; protein dimerization activity; RNA polymerase II cis-regulatory region sequence-specific DNA binding.